AUGCCACCCAAAACUAGCGGUAAAGCAGCUAAAAAGGCCGCCAAGACGUGGAAGAAGAAGCUCCAAGCACAACACAACAUAGCACUCCGAGAAGCGGUCAACGCACCGUGGUACGUGCCAAACCGAGUGCUAUACGAAGACCUGAGACAAGUGCCAGUGCUCGAAGUGAUGAAGACCAGAGCUCGGAAGUUCUUCAACAACGCCGAAGAACACGAGAACCAGCUCAUCAAGGCCGCCUUGGACUACGAUCCAAGGUUCAUACAUAGGCACAAAAGACCGAAGAGCCAGCUGCUAGAAGAUAUGGGACACAGCAGCUGA
Acanthoscelides obtectus is the source of this 318-nucleotide messenger RNA. Lineage: Eukaryota; Metazoa; Arthropoda; Insecta; Coleoptera; Chrysomelidae. The record is from the annotation of a GenBank genome assembly.